GGAGAACAUGGCCUCUCUGUGAACUGAAGAGGCUCAGUCACCAAUUGCCUUUGGAUUUGCACUGCCGUAGGAGAUGAACAUUAUCAGGUGUCUCUCUUGGUGUUUGUAGAUAAAACUGAAUCUAUAUCUGUAAGCCAGUAUGGGGGACUGGAACUUGUUGGGAAAGCUAUUGGAGAGUGCCCAGGAACACUCCACCGUUGUGGGCAAAGUCUGGCUGACAGUGCUGUUCAUAUUCCGCAUCCUGGUGCUGGGAACCGCUGCUGAGAAGGUGUGGGGCGACGAACAGUCCAGCUUCACGUGUGACACCAAGCAGCCUGGUUGUCAGAGCGUCUGCUAUGACAAGACCUUCCCUAUUUCUCACAUCCGCUUCUGGGUGAUGCAGAUCAUCUUUGUCUCCACGCCAACUCUCAUUUAUCUGGGUCACAUCCUUCAUCUGGUCCGCAUGGAGGAAAAGGAGCAACAGAAACAGAAGGACCUAGCCCUCCAGAACGAAAAGCACCAGCAGUUACUUGGCACCAAAGCUAAGAAGCCCUCAGUUAAAGACAACCAGGGCCAUGUGCGUUUGAAAGGUGCACUGCUACGAACCUACGUGUUCAACAUUAUUUUCAAGACCCUGUUUGAAGUGGCCUUCAUUGUAGCUCAGUACUUCCUGUAUGGUUUUCAGCUCAAGCCGAUGUACACCUGUGACCGCUGGCCUUGCCCAAAUAUGGUGAAUUGCUACAUCUCUCGACCCACUGAGAAGACGAUCUUCAUCCUCUUCAUGCUGGCUGUGGCCUCCAUCUCCCUGCUGCUCAACCUGGUGGAAAUGUACCAUCUGGGCUUCAAAAGGUGCCACCAAGGCCUUCGUUACAGACGAUCAAAGGCUUCAGUUGAGGCACCCAAGACUCUAAAUGAGACAGUCAUGCCUUAUGUCCCAAACUAUAGCUUCUUUUCUGGUCAUUCUGCAGUGCCUGAACAUUUCCCCACGGGCUCCAAGUACAGCGUGGCAGAGCCCAACUCUGCCUACAGCCCCUACAACAGCAAAGCGGUUUACAAGCAGAACAGAGACAACAUGGCCGUGGAGCGAAAAGGUAAAGCAGACGAAGAUGAUGUAAAGGAGAGGAAAAUCUCCAGCAUUGUUUCUGAGUCGCCCCAAACUCAGCGCAGAAACAGUCAGUCAAGCAAGCAGAGCACUAACAAGAGCAGGCUGGAUGAUCUUCAGAUCUAAGGACCUUCUGUGUUUUCAUCCAAGACUCAUGACAACAUGCAUUAGCAUGUGAAAAUAUGUGCAUCAUUAUGGAAGACUGUUAGGGGCAAAACUAAAAAGUGACAACUAAAAAG
This is a messenger RNA of Plectropomus leopardus (leopard coralgrouper), 1320 nucleotides long. The record is from RefSeq and is a predicted model, not a curated record. Lineage: Eukaryota; Metazoa; Chordata; Actinopteri; Perciformes; Serranidae.